Molecule: messenger RNA, 3104 nt
Organism: Raphanus sativus (radish)
Lineage: Eukaryota; Viridiplantae; Streptophyta; Magnoliopsida; Brassicales; Brassicaceae
Product: probable LRR receptor-like serine/threonine-protein kinase At1g29720
Exons: 25
Coding region: 445-2916 (823 amino acids)
Biological process (GO): protein phosphorylation
Molecular function (GO): protein kinase activity; protein binding; ATP binding
Source: RefSeq, a predicted model, not a curated record
UUAUUUCCCAUGAGGGCAUUUGGUGUUAGUUUCCGUCUGCAACUUACAAACUUAAGAUCAUGUCGCAAAGAUGCCUUUUUAGUUCUCUUCUCUCUGUUCUUACUCUUAUCUACUUAGUCUGUACAGUCUCUGCUUCUCCGUCGCUGCACCCACAUGAAGUUGAAGCGCUUAAAGAUAUUGCAUCGACACUUGGUGUUAACCACCUGAACCUAAGUGAAGAUCCAUGUCUCACAGACUCUGGUGAUCACUCAAGAUGUCCUCAAGGAAGGUCAGAACAGCACAAUCAGAUGUGACUGUCGUUUCAACAACAAUAACACUUGUCAUAUCACACACUUUAUCCUUAAGACAUUCAGUCUUCCGGGACGACUUCCACCAGAACUCGCAAAGCUUCAGUAUCUUAAAUUGAUUGACUUGUGCCGGAAUUACCUUAAUGGCUCAAUCCCUAUGGAAUGGGCCUCGCUGCCUUACCUCACAUCUAUCUCUGUUUGUGCAAAUCGCUUGUCAGGAGGCAUUCCAAAAGGACUGGGGAAGUUUAUUAACCUCACUAAAUUAGAUCUUGAAGCCAAUCAAAUUUCUGGAACUAUCCCUAUGGAACUUGGGAACCUGGUUAACCUAGAAGGAUUAAUACUCUCUUCUAACCAAUUAGUUGGAGGCAUACCCAAGACAAUAGCAAGACUAAAAAAUCUGACAAAUCUCCGUUUCAGCGAUAAUCGCCUUAAUGGAUCCAUCCCCGAGUUAAUGGGGAACUUAUCUAAACUUCAAAGAUUAGAACUCUAUGCGAGUGGCCUAACAGAACCUAUUCCAGACUCCAUCUUUCAACUAGAGAAUUUGUUCGACCUGAGGAUCAGUGACACAACAUUGGGACAAUUUCCUCAUAUAACUAGCAAGAACCUGAAAUUUUUGAUUCUCAGAAAUAUGAACUUAACAGGACCUAUCCCAACCACUAUCUGGGAUCUUCCCUAUCUCAUGACUCUAUAUUUGGCUGGAAAUAUGUUGUCAGGAAAAAUUGAAUCAGGACCUUUCCUUACGGCAAGCACCAAUAUUGAUCUUUCCUAUAAUAACUUCACAUGGUCUCCAAGCUGCAGAGAGAGGACGAAUGUAAACACAUAUAAGAGCUCGAGUUCACGAAACAGUCUAACCAGACUUCUUCCAUGUUCUGCCAUAAACCAGUGUAAUAAUCAUAGCAGAUCCCUUCAUAUAAACUGUGGGGGACCUGAUGUCACUAUCAAAAACCCUCGAGGAAGGUUUUUAUAUGAGGGUGAUAAAUAUGGAUUAACCGGUUCAGCUAUGAACUAUCAUGAAAAAAAAUGGGGAUUCAGCAAUACUGGUGACUUCAUGGAUGAUGUAAUAACAGAAGACACAUACUCAGUUUCAUCAGAUUCUGUAGUAUCUGCAAAAUAUCCUGAGCUAUACCAGACAGCUCGACGUUCUCCCCUGAGUCUAGCUUACUUUGCGUUUUGUUUUCAAAAUGGAAGCUACAAUGUGAAACUACAUUUUGCAGAGAUUCAGUUUUCAGAUGAGGAACCAUACGCUAGGCUAGCUAAACGGUUCUUUAACAUUUACGUUCAGGGGAAGUUGAUUUGGGAGGACUUCAACAUCAGAGAAGAGGCUAAUGGAUCUCACAAGGAAGUUAUAAAAGAAGUGAACACGACUGUGACUGAUAACACCUUGGAGAUACGGCUAUACUGGGCAGGAAAAGGCACCACGAUCAUUCCUAAAAGAGGGAACUAUGGCUCUCUUAUCUCUGCAAUCUCUGUCUGUCCCAGUUCUGAAUCUGAAUGUGGUGUUGAAGUGAAGACUCCUCCAGUUACCAAAGAACACAAACCAAGAACAUACCCUUUCAUUCUUGUCGUAACAGCCUUAAUACUCUCUCUUACUUUCUUGAUUUUUGGCGCUUUCUACUGGAGGAAAUGUGUUAGAAAUGCAGAUUCAGGAAAGAGAGGUUCCUUCAGUUUAAAGCAACUAAAAGUUGCGACUGACAAUUUUGAUCUCUUAAACAAGAUUGGAGAAGGCGGCUUUGGAUCUGUAUAUAAGGGACGAUUACCAGAUGGAACAUUGAUAGCGGUAAAGAAGCUAUCUUCAAAAUCAUGUCAAGGUAACAGAGAGUUUGUAAACGAGAUUGGUAUGAUCGCUUGCCUGCAGCAUCCGAAUCUUGUGAAGCUUUAUGGAUGCUGCUGUGAGAAUAAUCAGCUUCUUCUUGUCUAUGAGUACUUGGAGAACAAUUGUCUUGCUGAUGCAUUAUUUGGAAGAAGCGGUCUGAAACUAGAAUGGGGAACAAGACACAAAGUAUGCUUAGGAAUCGCGAGAGGGCUUGCCUUUCUUCAUGAAGAUUCAGCGGUUAAAAUCAUUCACAGAGACAUCAAAGGGACAAAUGUACUUCUAGACAAGGAUCUGAACUCAAAGAUUUCGGAUUUUGGGUUGGCUAGGCUCCAUGAAGAGGAGAAGAGCCACAUUACCACCAGAGUUGCUGGAACAAUAGGAUACAUGGCUCCUGAAUAUGCAAUGAGGGGUCACCUAACAGAAAAAGCAGAUGUUUACAGCUUCGGUGUGGUGGCAAUGGAGAUAGUUAGCGGGAAGAGCAAUGCUAAUUACACACCAGAUAACGAAUGUUGUGUUGGUCUUCUCGAUUGGGCGUUUGUUUUACUGAAGAAAGGAGUUUUCUCAGAGAUUCUUGAUCCGAAGCUGGAAGGAGUAUUCGAUGUGAUGGAGGCAGAGAGAAUGAUAAAGGUAUCGCUUCUAUGUUCCAACAAGUCUCCGACCUUAAGGCCAACAAUGUUGGAGGUUGUGAAGAUGCUUGAAGGCGAAACAGAGAUAGAACAGAGCAUUGAAGACCCUGGAGUGUACGGAGAUGAACUAAGGUUUAAGCGAUUGUCAGAGAUUGGGACAUCAUCUUUACCUUCUGACUACCUCGUGUGAAUUCCUUCUUCUUUUGAAUCUGCUUACGACCUGUACCCUCUUAGUCCGGAGUCCAUCGUUUUCUCUAGACCGUAGCUUAAACAGAGCUUUGUGUCUAUGAUAAACCAUUAAGAAACUCAAUCACAGUUAUGAAACAUGUUGUUGCUGACAAAUUGCUAGUCAAGUUAUGUAAAAUGCUUUUUGGUUAA